AGCUGGGGAUUCAACACAGGAGAAACAGGCAAUCACUUUGUCUGAGCCCCGGUCUGAAUCUGAACCUUCCCUGCUGGGGCACCGGAGUCAGAAGCCGAUUCCAGCUGCCUCCUCGGACACCUGCCAGGGGCUUUCCCUAACGGAGCGCGCCAUUGAUGGACUGGAUGAAAUCUAGAGUUGGGGUCCUGGGACUGUGGGUCCGUCUGCUGCUGGCUGUCUUCCUGCUGGGGGUCUACCGGGCAUACCCCAUCCCUGAUUCCAGCCCCCUCCUCCAGUUUGGGGGUCAAGUCCGGCAGAGGUACCUCUACACGGAUGAUGACCAGGACACUGAAGCCCACCUGGAGAUCAGGGAGGAUGGAACAGUGGUAGGCGUAGCACACCGCAGCCCAGAAAGUCUCCUGGAGCUCAAAGCCUUGAAGCCAGGGGUCAUUCAAAUCCUGGGUGUCAAAGCAUCUAGGUUUCUUUGCCAACAGCCAGACGGAACUCUAUACGGAUCGCCUCACUUUGAUCCUGAGGCCUGCAGCUUCAGGGAGCUGCUGCUUGCGGACGGAUACAACGUGUACCAGUCUGAAGCCCACGGCCUGCCCCUGCGCCUGCCCCUGCGCCUGCCCCAGAAGGACUCCCCAAACCAGGAUCCCACAUCCUGGGGACCUGUGCGCUUUCUGCCCAUGCCAGGCCUGCUCCACGAGCCCCAGGACCAACCAGGAUUCCUGCCGCCAGAGCCCCCGGAUGUGGGCUCCUCCGACCCCCUGAGCAUGGUAGAGCCUUUGCAGGGCCGAAGCCCCAGCUAUGCAUCCUGAGUCCUCCCGGUUCUAGCGAUGUUUCUUCUUGGGUUUCCUCUUAUUUAUUAUGGGUAUUUAUCUUAUUUAUUUAUUUUAAAUUUUUUUCUUACUUGGAAUA
Molecule: messenger RNA, 900 nt
Organism: Apodemus sylvaticus (European woodmouse)
Lineage: Eukaryota; Metazoa; Chordata; Mammalia; Rodentia; Muridae
Gene: Fgf21
Product: fibroblast growth factor 21
Exons: 3
Coding region: 156-800 (214 amino acids)
Biological process (GO): cell differentiation; animal organ morphogenesis; positive regulation of protein phosphorylation
Cellular component (GO): cytoplasm; extracellular region
Molecular function (GO): growth factor activity; fibroblast growth factor receptor binding
Source: RefSeq, a predicted model, not a curated record